GCCCUUAAAAAGCCCCGGCUCUCAACUCCGGAUCUCUCAUUCGGUGACUUAGCGAACACCAAAAAACGCUCCCUCCCGUGCUAGCGAUCCCACAGGUAUAAAAAUUAAUCGUUUUUAUUAAAGCAACAUGUUAGCUCGACAAACAGCCAGCCUGCAAAUGUUGAUGGUUUUCAGCUUCGCUUUAUUGGUACAAGCAGCAUAUCUCAUCGAUUUUUCGAGAGUUUUUCACCACAACUUGGCUAAUGUCAAACGAGAAGCAGAUAGUGACAGGUGUCACCCAACACAACCAUUCCGUUGUCCAGGAGACAGAACAGUAUGUAUUUCUAUUCAAUACUUAUGUGAUGGAGCGCCAGACUGUUCAGAUGGUUACGACGAAGAUCCCAGGCUUUGCACUGCAGCUAAAAGACCACCUGUAGAAGAAACAGCGAAUUUCUUGCAUACUCUUAUUUUGAAUCAUGGGCCAAACUACCUGGAAAAGUUAUUCGGUAAAAAAGCUAGAGAUGCUCUUGCUCCUCUAGGAGGUAUGCAGAAAGUGGCCAUAGCAUUAUCUGAAAGUGAAACCCUUGAAGAUUUUGGAAAGGCCUUACAUCUAAUGCGAUCUGAUUUGGAACAUCUUCGAAAUGUCUUCAUGGCUGUUGAGACUGGUGAUUUUAGCCUUUUAAAAUCUCUUGGUAUCCGUGAUUCGGAGCUUGGGGAUGUAAAGUUCUUCCUGGACAAGCUUGUCAGCACUGGAUUUAUGGAUUAAAUGAUUGACACUUAUGACUAUCCUCCCUCCUCAAUCCCUCCAUUUGAGUCGUUAACACCAAAUUAUACAUAUGACGUCAUACACGCAAAUAAAUGUAAACACAACACACAUAUGUAUAAUUGAGCGCAUCAGUGUUUCAAUUUACAGAAUUUUUUGAAGAUUUACUCACUUCUAUUUGCUAAGCAUAUAAGUAGAUUUUGACUGAAGGGAAAGUAAUUUUGUGGAUUUAUUAAGAAAGUCAAGUUAAUUUGGAUUUUAUUUCCUGCAACGAAUGUUUUCAAAGCAUUUACUGCAGUAUGUCAAUACAGUUAUUAUGUAGGAUUAAAAUUAUUUAUUUAUUUACACACAAAAAUUAUUUUUUUUCCAAUUGUCUUCAUGUGUCUUUCCUCAUGAUACCCUAAGCCAAAUCAUUUUUACAUUUCUAUACUUAUCGAAGCUUAUAAGAUUAUAUCAAAAUGAAUCCUCCAACAGCUUAGCGCACAAAUAUUUUGGAGGCAUUCUAUAUUUAUUACUAUUCACUCCUCUGCAAUUAGUCCUUUAAUAUUUGUUCACUUGCAAAAUUGUAUACUCCAGGUCUCUUAUUUAAUGGUGAAUUCUUAUUCUUUUCACCCACUCUUCUAAUUCAUACCAAAUAAAAAUUGCUUAUACCGGUUACUGAAAUGAUAUUAAAUCAUAUCGAUUGAACGCCAUUGGUUAUCUGCUUAAGUUUUUCAAUUAAAUUUUAUUCGUGAAAAGGUAAUUUUAUGAGCCAUUGUUCAAAAAAUAUAAAAACUCAUUGACGUUUUUUUAACUUGAAAUUUUUCAUGAUAUAUUAAUGCAUAUCGUAAUUGCAAAAAAUAUGAGUUUGAAGCAAAGAUUAAAAACUGAGAAAACUUAAUAAAUAAGAAAAUUAUAAUGCUUGAGCUCAAGAAAGCACUACAAGUACAAGUGUAUACCAGCCAAUGUCCCGUAAACUCAAAAAAAAAAAGGUUAGUGUAGGGAAUAUCGGGCAUGUGUAUGCUGGACUUAUAUCCUAACAUGCACGCUUUUAGAAAAAAAUAUUUGCAAUAGAUUGACAUUAUCAAAUAUAAAUUCGUUUGAAACUUUAACCAAAUUGGUUAGAAUAAGUUGUAAAAUAUAUGUUUGUUAGAAAAGAAGCUGUGGUUUUUACAUAAAAGACAAUCGGUAUGUUUUUGUCGCUCGGUCGUAUACUUCACUUCAAUCGAACUCUUGUCAUUUGUUGGAAAGAAUAAUGAAUUUGCCUUCUUUUGAGACCUAUAAUAUGUGAUAUAAGAUAAAUUUCAAUUGUAUUAAGUGGUCUUGUGAGAACACUGAGUCAACUCAUGGUGCCAUUUGAGGUUGCAUGAUUGUGCAAGCUCUCUUAUUUAAUUUUCUUUUUCUUUAUUGCAUCUAGAAAGGAUGCUCUUCUAUUUCCCUUCAAUCGGUGUUAAUGUUCUAAGUGUUUCAUAACAGAGUAUUGUUGCGCUCUCUUUACAUAAGCCGCACUACUGUCAUAAAAAAUCAAAACAAAUUUUAAACCGAUUCGGUGAUAAAUCACAAUUUCUUUGAGGAGCGAAAUGCAAAAUUGAAAUAUUGUGAUAAAUUGUAUAAAAGUUCAAAAUUAAUGCAGCGCUAAAAUAUACUUAGAUGAACUAUUUGAAAAUACAUGAGCUCUUCGUUAACUAAAUAUAAAUUUUAUGGCAAUAUUUUUCCUUGUGCUAGAAGACAUUUACUUGGUGUGACUAUUGAGUGUUUUUUGAUUAGAAUUUAUGCAUGUGUCGUAACUGAUUUUAUUUUAAUACUUGGAUAUAAACUUUGAUAGAAAUGAAAUGUAUCUACUCUUCGUGAGGGAUAUUUUUUAAAUCUUUCUAUAAAGGCACAACGAACAAGGGAGGUAUAGACACUUUGUGUAUUAUUCUAAUAAUCUUAAUCUGAAGAAAGUUUAAAUAUAUCUUUAGUGCCAUUUGAAUGUAUAUUAUAUAUCUGAAAAAAAUUUAUCUUGUUGUCUCUUUAAAUAUAUUUAUUAUUGGAAUCCUAAUAAUGAUGAUUAUAUAUAUUGUAUUUCUUCAUUUACUACGUGACAAUAUGAAAAAGCAGUGUGGUGAAAAAUCCUGCAGUAAUUGCAAUUGAAGAUGACAUGUUGGAUGCAGUUGAAUGAAAGAACGGAUGAUGUUUCUUAAUACUGGUGUAGCUUAAAUUCCUGCUUGCUUUAAUUUUUAAAUACGCAUGUGAUUCAAAAGGUAAGGUAACAAGAGCUCAAUUACGAACAAACAACAUUUGUCUGGUUAAUGUUCCAACAUGGACUAGUACAACAAAAGUAAUUACUACUUUUCCGAAUGUUGCCUAACUUCUCUCUGCAAUGAAUUAAAAGUUAAGUUAUUAAAAACUCUUCUUAAUGUUUUGAUUUCUAAUUCUGCAUUGUAAGAUUUGACUGCAGGUUUCGGGAAGAUCUUCAGUGUUUUGACGCGAUGUAAGUAUAGUUAAACGGACGCACAACCGAUUUUAGAUGUGGCUAAAUUGUUGUUAAACUUACACAUACCUAAUAUAAUUUCUCACGAAAAUAAGCGGUCUCAAAAUCAAUGCAUUGAACUCACUCUAGGUUUCACGUCAUGACUUUGGUUGUGUACACCUCAACUAACUAAAGCGCAUGCGUAAACAGCGCACGAUCACUUUUGGCUAUGUUUCUAUUGAGAACUAAUUUAGAGGACCAUGAACCACAUAAAUAAUAGAGAUUACAUAAAAAUUAUGCUUCAGAAUCUCAAAUGGUUUUGGGAAGUAUUUGCACAACCUGAUUAAGAGCAUAUUUUUAAGUUCCAUACAGCAUGCAUUUACUCAGCUGCUCUAAAUCAUAGUCUUAAAAUCUUAAAAUACUAGCAAAAAUGUUGUAACUCUUGUCACCUUCCAUUUUGAUGCACUAUCUCACAUUUGUUUAAUCAUUGUUUUGAAUCUGCUGUUUUAUUUAAUCAGGUAAACACGUUCUGUUUCAUUUGAAUCAUAGAAAUUAAUAAAUCAAAUCAACAUAUCAAUACUCCAAGAUAAAAUAAUCUUUACCCAAAGAAUCAACAUAUCAUACUGGAGUUGCCUUAACUUCGCAGCAAAUGUUUUUAUAAUUUUAUAACAUUCAAAGGAAGAAAAAUUAAGUAUGUGAAUCCUUAUCAAUGUGCAAGUAUUUUAUCCUUUUAUUGUACUUUAGUGUAUUUGCAAGACACUGGUUUAUUUAUCAAAAGUUGAAAAUUUCAUUAUUGAUAUGGUUAGUAAAAUCUAUUGAUGGAUA
Molecule: messenger RNA, 3998 nt
Organism: Parasteatoda tepidariorum (common house spider)
Lineage: Eukaryota; Metazoa; Arthropoda; Arachnida; Araneae; Theridiidae
Product: IDLSRF-like peptide
Molecular function (GO): protein binding
Source: RefSeq, a predicted model, not a curated record